CAACCACCCCGUGAUGGAGUCGCUUAGCCGCAAACAGUGUUCAGCGUGCGCCGUCCUAUUGCUGUCGCUCCAUAUGCUGCUGCACGCGAGUGCUACGCCAUCGGAUAAGAUAAGAUUUCAAGUGGACAGUGAAGAUGGUCGGCUAACCGUUCCCGAGUUGAUAGAGAAAUACGGCUACCCAGUGGAAGAGCACCCGGUCAAAACCGAGGACGGAUACCGGCUGAUGUUGCACCGCAUAAAAAGUGAUCGCCCGAAUGCCACUGUCGUCCUGCUGAUGCACGGUCUUCUGUGCAGCUCUGCGGACUGGCUAAUGAUCGGUCCGGGCAAUGCACUCGCUUACCUUCUGGCGGAUCGUGGCUACGAUGUUUGGUUGGGAAACGCUCGCGGUAACCGCUACUCACGCCAUCACGACAGUCUCAGCCCUGUGUGGCCAUCGUUUUGGGAGUUUUCGUGGCACGAGAUCGGAUACCAUGAUCUGCCGGUCACGAUCGAUUACAUUCUCGCACGAACCCGGCAGCCCCGGCUACACUACGUUGGCCAUUCACAGGGCACGACGGCGUUCUUCGUGAUGGCAUCCAGCAGACCGGAGUAUAACGAUAAAGUGGUGCAGAUGCAAGCGAUGGCACCGGUCGCCUUCAUGGAACACAUGAACAGUCCGUUGCUCCUGCUGAUGACCAAGUUUCUCAACACUCUGGAUAUUCUGACGAGUCUGUUCGGGAUCGGCGAGUUUAUGCCCAACACGCCCAUCCUGCACGAGAUUUCCAAACGGAUCUGUCCAACCACAUCGUCGAACAACCUGUGCAUUCAUCUGCUCUUCCUACUUAACGGCUGCGAUCCUACGCAACUGGAUCCGGCCAUGAUUCCGAUUCUGGUCGGCCACACGCCGGCCGGAGCAGCGACGAUGCAGUUGGUUCAUUACGCCCAAGAGGUUCGCUCGAAGCGCUUCCGGAUGUUUGAUUUUGGAAAAGUCAAAAAUUAUCUCACCUACGGUAAACUAUCGCCCCCGGAGUACAACCUGACGAGAGUGACCGUGCCCGUUGUGCUGUACUAUGGGUUGAACGAUUAUCUGGCGGCUCCGAAGGACGUCCACAAUCUGGCGGCACGGUUGCCUAAUUUACGGCAAAAUGUCCAGGUUAACCAUAAACUUUUUAACCAUUUGGACUUUCUUAUGGCAAACGAUGUUCGCAAGCUGCUGUAUGAUGAAGUAAUCGAACGAAUUGUCCAAGCUGACAACGUGAAUUGAAAAGCACGUGACGGAGUUAGGGUUAAGCCAAGAAUGUGCCUCGAACAAGCAGCACUUGUGUUUUACUUGGUCCUAGAGGGUAAGCUUCAGCUAAUCUCCGGUACUUGAAGCGAACGAACGGGUCAGAGUCAGGUGCGGUUAUUUAUAAUUCAUAUUGAACGGAAACCUAACAAGUGUACUUCUUUCUAAAAUUAGACUACGAAGAGGUAUGUGAAGUUUAUUUGUUUAUUUUGAAGUAAUUGCAGUAAUUUGAUGUGAUGUUAGCUUUCAGUUCUUCAGUGAUCUUCGCUUGACUGGCAUAAACUUUACUCUUCAAAUAUCCCCGCAGAAAGAAUUCAGAAGAAAUUCGGCAUUAACAAGCACGCACAGUUGUCACAGUUGAACGAUUAUUUUCAAUGUAGAGUGCUACAAUUUCAGUCAGCUUUUUUACCUUUGGUUAUCCGUGACUAAAACGGCAUAGACUGAAG
This is a messenger RNA of Anopheles bellator, 1710 nucleotides long. RefSeq names its product lipase 3-like. Bases 14 to 1243 code for a protein of 409 amino acids. Gene Ontology annotation, biological process: lipid metabolic process. The record is from RefSeq and is a predicted model, not a curated record. The transcript has a single exon. NCBI's taxonomy places the organism in Eukaryota, Metazoa, Arthropoda, Insecta, Diptera, Culicidae. Gene Ontology annotation, molecular function: hydrolase activity, acting on ester bonds.